Molecule: messenger RNA, 3088 nt
Organism: Lates calcarifer (barramundi perch)
Lineage: Eukaryota; Metazoa; Chordata; Actinopteri; Centropomidae
Gene: ddx21
Product: DEAD (Asp-Glu-Ala-Asp) box helicase 21
Exons: 16
Coding region: 86-2335 (749 amino acids)
Molecular function (GO): RNA helicase activity; RNA binding; ATP binding
Source: RefSeq, a predicted model, not a curated record
GCGCCGCCCUGCGCGUUCCUUUCCAUCCGCGUGCCUGAGGGUUUACCCGUGUGUCUACGCCGAGGGGUUUCAUCAGGGAAGAGAAAUGCCGUCAAAAAUCAUCUUUGACACCGAAGACCAAGCCAUGGAGGAACAUGUAGACACUGUCGCGGAGGCUAAAACCCUGAAGAUCAAGACCAAGGAGGGCAAGAAGCUGAAGAAGAAGCAGUUGGAGGAGCAGGAGGACCCAGACUGUGAACCUCCAGCACCAAAGAAGAAAAAGAAAAAAGACAAGCUUGCAGCGGACCAAGUGAAUGGCCACUUAGAUGAGGCCACAGACAUGAAUGGCAACAGUAAUGGUGUUGAAACACCAAAGCAGAAGACUAAGAAAAACAGUGAAGAAGGCACAGAGAAAAAAAAGAAGAAACAAAAGAAAGCAAUUGCAGAAGGAGAAACCAAUGGACAUUCCACCCCAAACAGCCCAGUUCAGACACCGUCACAGUCAAGUGAAGACUCAACCAGUGACAGCGAAAAAGAAACGGAGGAGACACCAGAGCAGAGGGAGGGAGCCUUCUCCAACUUCAGGAUCUCCCAGGUCACCAUUGAUAAACUAAAAGCUCGGGGAGUCUCUUACCUGUUUGACAUUCAGGUGAAGACAUUCAAUCCUGUAUAUGAUGGAGAAGAUGUAAUUGCCCAAGCCCGAACAGGAACGGGAAAGACUUUCUCCUUUGCCAUCCCUUUGGUGGAGAAGCUCCAGAGGAAUUCAUCUGAGAUGACCAGAGGCCGGGCUCCCAAGGUCCUGGUGUUAGCUCCAACCAGAGAGUUAGCUAUCCAGGUUGCUAAGGACUUCAAAGAUGUCUCCAAGAGGCUGGCUAUUGCCUGUUUCUAUGGAGGCAGCUCAUACAACCCACAGAUUGAUGCUAUCCGAAAUGGUAUCGAUAUUCUGGUUGGAACCCCUGGUCGCAUCAAAGACCACAUCCAGAACCAUAAACUCGACCUCACAAAACUGAAACACGUUGUUCUGGAUGAAGUAGACCAAAUGUUAGACAUGGGGUUUGCAGAACAAGUUGAAGAAAUUUUGGCUUCAUCAUACGAGAAAGACAGUGACUCCAACCCCCAGACUCUGCUGUUUUCUGCCACCUGCCCCCCCUGGGUAUAUGAUGUGGCUAAGAAAUACAUGAGACCGGGAUGCAAACAUGUUGACCUGAUCGGCAAGAAAACACAGAAGGCUGCAACAACUGUUGAACAUCUGGCCAUAGCAUGCCACUGGUCACAGCGUGCAGCUGUGAUAGGUGAUGUGAUCCAGGUUUACAGCGGCAGCCAUGGCAGGACCAUCGUGUUCUGUGAGACAAAGAAAGAGGCCAAUGAACUUUCCAUGAAUGCAUUCAUCAAACAGAGUGCCCAGUCCCUCCAUGGUGAUAUUCCUCAGAAACAGAGAGAGCUGACGCUGAAGGGCUUCAGGAAUGGAGCCUUUGAGGUUCUUGUUGCCACUAAUGUUGCAGCCCGUGGAUUAGAUAUCCCCGAAGUUGACCUGGUGGUCCAGUGCUCUCCACCCAAGGAUGUGGAGUCAUACAUCCAUCGUUCGGGACGUACAGGCAGAGCAGGCAGGACAGGAGUCUGCAUCUGUUUCUACCAGAGGAAAGAAGAGGACCAGCUGCGCUACGUAGAAAACAAAGCAGGAAUCACGUUCAGACGAGUUGGCGUUCCCACUGCCAAUGAUAUCAUCAAGUCAUCAAGCAAAGAUGCUGUCAGGUUUCUGGACUCUGUUCCAGUUACAGCCAUCGACUACUUCAGAGCAUCAGCUGAGAAGCUGAUCGAGGAGAGAGGAGCAGUUGAUGCACUAGCUGCUGCGCUGGCCCAUAUUUCUGGAGCCACAAGUCUAGAGCAGAGGUCACUGCUCAACUCUGAUGCUGGUUACACCACAAUGCAGUUGGUGUGUUCUCAGGAGAUGCAUAAUCUGGGUUACGCCUGGAGAACCAUCAAAGAACAGCUUGGAGAACAGUUUGAGAACCACAUUCACAGAAUGACCUUCCUCAAAGGCAAAACAGGAGUUUGUUUUGAUGUUCCAGCUGACAAAGUCAAGGAGAUUCAGGAGAACUGGAAGGAUGGUCGUCGUUGGCAACUGACUGCAGCAACAGAGCUCCCAGAGCUGGAGGAGAAGCAGUUCAAUAACCGUGGUGACAGAGGCUUUGGCAGCGGUAACCGCGGUGACAGAAGAGGAGGGUUCAGAGGUGGAAGGGGACGCAGCUUUGGGGGAAAUGGCGGCCGCGGUAAUGGGUUCCGGAGCGGUGGUGGUGGCUUUGGCAACAACAGAGGAGGACAUAAACGCAGCUUCAGUCAAGCUUUUGAUUACUGAAGUAACCAGCCGGUGGACUGAUAAGACUGACUGUCACUCGUCUGGGCUGGCAGUGGUUUUUAUUGGCUGUCAGUGAGCUGGCUUAAUUAUGGCUGGUGGAAAUCGCCAUAAUUAAUACACAGUACAUUAAAUUACAGAUCUUCAAAUAUAAAGAAAACGUAUUAUCUGUAGUAUCCAAGUUAAGAUCAGAUUUUCUGUGUACAGCACAUUAACACAGUACCACUGGCAGCCAUUUUUUAAUGCCUGAUGUUUCUUCUAGGUGACACAUUUGACAAAACUCAAGAAAUGACAUGUUUUGACCAGUUCACUGCAUAAAUCAGUACAUAAUUCACUUGCCAUGUCUUGAAUAGUAAGGGGUCAAAAAUCACCGGCUGUAGUAAAAGUUUUACCUUUGACAGCACAAAAUGAAAGUUUGAACAAGUCAUCCACUGAGUCUUGGAAAAGUGUUACUUUUUUUAAUACUGGGUGUUUGGGGAACAGUGGCAGCAAUCAGACUUGAGCCUUUGUCCAAAACUCUGUGUCAUGUGGGAGGCAUUGUGUUUCUGCUCUGCCCCCACAGAACACAGUGAUUAAAUGGGUUUUAAACUUAAUAGCUGUGCUCAGUGACAGGUUGAUGCUUUACCAUCAUCUGAAACCUCUCUCCCCAAAAAUAUAUUGGAUGAUUGCUUUGCAAUUGCCUCUAUUUAAUAACUGUGUCUACUGCUUCCAUUCAUUUGAAUGAAAUGACUUAUUCAUUAAAAAAAGGUCAACUCA